This is a messenger RNA of Striga asiatica, 1315 nucleotides long. Lineage: Eukaryota; Viridiplantae; Streptophyta; Magnoliopsida; Lamiales; Orobanchaceae. The record is from the annotation of a GenBank genome assembly.
AAAAGAUUUCAGAGAUAACCCAGUGAGGAGCUCAUCACUAUCUGUCUUCGCCACAUUUCCUCUUUCGAUGGCCACAUUUUCCUCUUCGUCUUCAUUUCUAAUCCAUCAAAACUUCCUGCAAAAACCCACCAAGCCCUUCAAAACCCAUCUCUCAAACCUCAUUUUCCAGACCCCAAAACCCCUAUCCCUCCGCCUAAAACCCGCCGGCGCAAGACUGAAUGCAGUGUCCGAGGCGGCUUCAGUAGCUACGGCGGACCCCUCGUCUGUGGCCGCGAGAAGAUUGUACAUCGGGAAUAUCCCGAGGACCGUCACCAAUGAAGAGCUCCAGAAAAUCGUUGAAGAACAUGGCGCUGUCGAGAAGGCUGAGGUAAUGUAUGACAAAUACUCCAAAAGGAGCAGGCGCUUCGCGUUUGUCACGAUGAAGACUGUUGAGGAUGCGAGUGCUGUUACCGAAAAGCUAAAUGACACAGAAAUCGGAGGACGCAAAAUAAAAGUAAAUAUAACCGAGAAACCUCUGGCGCCUUUGGAUCUGUCAGUUCUUCAAGCUGAAGAAUCUCAGUUUGUGGACAGUCCAUACAAGGUUUAUGUGGGUAAUCUCGCGAAAACAGUAACUACAGAUGCACUAAAAAGUUUCUUUGCCGAGAAAGGGAAAGUUCUCGGUGCAAAGAUAUCGAGAGUUCCCGGGACUUCGAAAUCGAGUGGCUAUGGUUUUGUUUCUUUUGGUUCGGAAGGUGAUGUCGAGGCUGCCAUAUCGUCUCUUAAUAAUGCGGUACUUGAAGGUCAAAAAAUCCGUGUUAAUAAAGCAUAGAAGGUUUAUUGUGUUAGGAACUUGGCUGUUUCGUUUUUUGUAUUUAAGAUCUGAAAAUGCUCGGCUGGUGUGAACUUGAAGUGACCUUGCUUGUUUUCUGCAUGUAUUUUGUUUAGGGAAGUUAAUAUUGGCUAUGCUGUUUUGUGUUAUUGAGGGGUUUAUAUAGGUUUAGCUCAAGCUGUUGUCUUCGAGUUGAUGUAUUAUUAGAUUACUUGCUAUUUCGGUCAUGUUAUGUUAACGGAUUGUUUUUCGACUGCAAAGACCCGUUUUUUAGCAGUGAUUGUUGGCAUGCAUACAAAUCGAAAAUACAUUACACACAAGAAAGGAUGAACAAAGAGACUUGCUCUCUUUGAAAUAUUGAGGAAUAAGAAUAGUUGUGUGUAUUAUGAAUAAGUAUGAAUUCAUGUAAAUGUGAAAACACACAAGAAACGAUGAACAAAUAGACUUUUUCUCUUUGAAAUACUGGAAAAUGAGAAUAAUUUUGUGUAAUGAUGAGGAUGAAUGAAU